Crotalus tigris (Tiger rattlesnake) is the source of this 1925-nucleotide messenger RNA. Its product is annotated as A.superbus venom factor 1-like. NCBI's taxonomy places the organism in Eukaryota, Metazoa, Chordata, Lepidosauria, Squamata, Viperidae. The transcript has 3 exons. Gene Ontology annotation, cellular component: extracellular region. The record is from RefSeq and is a predicted model, not a curated record. Bases 1322 to 1570 code for a protein of 82 amino acids.
AUUGAUUUUAAUAAUCACUUUGUUAGACAUGCCAUAUUAAGAGUAUGGAACAAGUAUAAAAGAAGAUUCUCCAUAAAGUUGCCUCUUUGAGUAUUCCCACAGAAAGCUUUAUUUAGAAAAGAAAUUGUUGUGAAACGGGACUAGUGGACCUACGGUAAAAUAAUAAUUUUCAACUCAGGUGACCCUAUUCUUAAAUCGAGUGAAGAGUUAGAAUCAGAGGGUUAUGUUUAUCAUUGGUUUACAUACCAACAACUGAAAGAAAGAUUUAAACUAGAUAAAAAGUAUUAUUGACUUCAUUAAAAAUUAAUUGGAAACAUUAUUGUGUGGCAGUAAUGAACAUAUUUUUAUAAGAAUUUUAUUAGUUUUUCUCUUACACACAUAUGUUAAUUUUUCAACCAACGUGCUGUCUGGAUUCAAAAAUGCUAAUACAUAAUCAAUUCCUAAUCCUUGGUUCUUUCCUCUAGCCAUUUGUGGAAUAACUCCCAAAUUUGGUAGUAUUCUGUUUCUUCUUUAUCUUUCAAUCUCAUAGUUAAUCUGUCCAUCUCUGUGCAUUCCAAUAUUUUUUAAUUACUUCUUCCUCUGGUGGUGCUGCUUCGUUUUUCCAAUAUUGCGCGAAUACUAUUCUUGCUGCUGUUAUGGUGUGUAAAACCAAAUAUAAACUUUGUUUAUUAGUCUUUUCUGGCAUUAUAUCUAGUUUAAAAAGUUCAGUUUUAAAUUCCACAUGUUCUCCCAAACAUUUUUCUAACCAAACAUGUAUCUUUUUCCAAUAAAUCUUUGCUUUACCACAUGUCCACCAAAUAUGAUAAUACGUGCCUAAAUUAUGUUUACAUUUCCAACGUCUAUCUGACAUAGUUUUAAACAUUUUUGCUAAUCUUGCUGGUGGCAAGUGCCAUCUAUAAAACAUUUUAUAUAAUUUUUCUUUAUACAAGGUUGACAUUGUCAAUUUAUAGUUUCUCUCCCAUAAUUUUUGCCAUUUUACUCAGAUGUUGACUAUAAGCAGUGAUUUCCAUAUUGACCCAGAAUUUGACUGUGGGAAGAAUUUGAUUAGAAGGAUGUGUGGGAUUUCUUUGGCAAAUUAAUAAUAUUAAAACUUUUUUUGGCUGUCUCAAAGUCUCUCGGGUGUAUAUCCUGGGAACCUUGAAAAUACUUUCAGAUUUUACUAUAAAUGUAACACGGAGCCAGUACAAAUGUCUUCAAUCAUCUGCAGUUCCAUGUAUUUGAAUCAUCUGCAACUCCUGAAGUCAAUGUCAUCUUUCCUUUCCUUGUUUAGCUUUCUAAAGGAGUCGACAGAUACAUCUCCAAGUUUGAAAUUGAUAAUAAUAUGGUUCAGAAAGGAGCUGUUGUCAUUUACUUAGACAAGGUCUUCCACUCUGAGAAUGAAUAUCUGCAUUUUAAGAUUCUCAAGCAUUUUGAAGUUGGCUUCAGUCAGCCAGGAUCAGUCAAGAUGUACAGCUACUACAAUCUAGAUGAACAAUGUUCCAAGUUCUACCAUCCAGAUAAAGGAACAGGCCUUCUCAGUAAGAUAUGUCAUAGUAAUAUUUGCCGAUAUGCAGAAGGUAAGUUGGGAUAAAUAAGGUAAAUGUUGUCUCUGAGCACCAAAAUGGACAAUUUGAGGAAGAGAUAGUAUGGAAUCUGCCCCCCUUUUUAAAUCUAAUAGUAUGACCAAAGCAAAUAAUACCAAGGAAAUAGAGAAAAACAAAAUGUAUUCAUUCAAUAUGAAUAUUUAACACAUGCCAUUCUCCUGUGGGACAUGCCCCUGUCUCAUGACCGUGGCCAAUUUCCUUCCUUUUGCCUGUUUCUCAUUCCCCUGAGAGUCGGUCAGCAGUUGGACAAGCAACUGCAGAAAGAAUGAUCAGGGAGUAUGGUAGAAGAUCAGAAGUUGGUACGUCUUUCUCUUUGUCAACUCAGAGCAUGUGUCUUUUGGC